Ilex paraguariensis (yerba mate) is the source of this 819-nucleotide messenger RNA. Lineage: Eukaryota; Viridiplantae; Streptophyta; Magnoliopsida; Aquifoliales; Aquifoliaceae. The record is from the annotation of a GenBank genome assembly.
AUGGCUGCACGUCAAGGUCCACUAGCAGCGGCUGCUCAUCAAAUAUGCUCACAAGUCUUGUUGUCUGUGUCUCUUCUCACACUUGCACUGGUGGCAUCUGCUCAGUCCUUGAUCGCCACUUCUAUAUCGCAAGGUGAUUACAGAACUGUGAAGGAAGUCACUUAUUUUGUGCUAAAGAUAGGAUUAGUCACAGGGGUUGCAUUGGCUUUGGUUUUGGGCGUAUCUUUUGGUACGUUAGCCACCUUGUUUACCAGUGAUGCAGAUGUAUUAGGAAUCGUUAGAACUGGGGUGUUGUUUGUCAGCGCCAGUCUACCUUUGAAUUCUUUAGCUUUUAUUUUCGAUGGCCUCCAUUGUGGUGCUUCGGAUUUCGCAUUUGCUGCUCGUUCUAUGAUGCUUGUGGGGACAAUAUCUUCCAUGUUUCUGCUGUAUGCCUCAUCAAUUUUUGGUCUUCCCGGUGUUUGGUGUGGCUUGACUCUCUUUAUGGGGUUGCGAACGGUGGCAGGAUACAUCAGAUUAAUGUCAAAGAGUGGCCCAUGGUGGUUCCUGCAUAAGGAUCGAAAGAGAAUUGAGAGGUGGGAUUGGCGUGGGAGGUACUUUGCAAAGCGAACUCACACCACCACCAACCGGAGUAAUCAAGCCUCCCUUCAAGCACACCUUGCUCUUGCGGAUCGAAUCGAUCAGUUCUUGAGGGACUUUCUUCAUGUUGCCGUGGACAUCGUAGCUCUCGAAGUAUACAGGCGCGUGCAUUGCCUCCACGACCUGCUCGACUGCGCCGGUGACCAGAGAACCAAUUCCUUCCGUCGCCCGGUAUCAGAGUAA